UUCCCGGAGCCUCACGCUCUUCCUGGAUACUGAGGCGCGCGGGACCGCGUCCAGAGCAUAGCAUCAACAACCCGAGGCCACGUCGCGAGGGCGGGCUAGGGGCCGCAGGGCCAGAUCAGGGCCUCCCCUUAUAGGGACAGCUCAGCUCAACGCCCCUGUGUACACCCUCCAGGGAAAGGGGCUCCCAGUCAUCAGCCUAGCAAGCUUACGCGCAGCCUGUGUUUAGGGGCAUGCUUGCAAGGCCCUGCCAGCGUUCGGGAACAUGGAGGAGUUCCGGCGCUCCUACAGCCGCCUGUGCAAGGAGAGUGGGGCUGAGCCCCAGGAGGCUGUCCUGCAGCAACUGCACCAGCUUCCGCGGGGCCGACUGGACCUGGCUACUCAGAGCCUGACGGUGGACACCUGCAGGGCCCUGGGCAAGCUGCUGCAUGACGAGUCGCUGUUGAAGGAACUUGUCCUCAGCGACUGCAUGCUGAGCGAGGAAGGGUCCACACUGCUGUUCCAAGGGCUGUGUGCCAACACCACUGUGCAGCGUCUGGACCUAAAGGGCAACAACCUCCGAGCUGCGGGAGCCGGGGCUCUGGGAAAGCUUCUCCGACAGAACAAGUCCAUUCAGAGUCUCACCCUAGAGUGGAACAACCUUGGCAUGUGGGACAAUGCCUUUGCCACCUUCUGUGGGGGCCUAGCAGCCAACAGCACCCUGCGGCAGCUGGACCUCCGGAACAACCAGAUCAGUCACAAGGGGGCAGAGGAACUGGCCUUGGCCCUGAAGGGAAACACCACUCUCCAGCAGCUGGACCUGCGCUGGAAUAACAUCGGUCUCCUGGGGGGCCGGGCCCUGGUGAACUGUCUCCCCAGCAACAGAACCCUGUGGAGGCUGGACCUGGCUGGGAACAACAUCCCCGGCGACGUCCUGAGAGCUGUGGAGCAAGCCAUGGACCACAACCAGGACCGGCUCACUGCCUUUCGGGAAAACAAAGCCCGCACCAACAUCCUUAGCAAGGAGGUUCAACACCUCCAGGAAGAGAAGUCCAAGCAGUUUCUGGAUCUGAUGGAGACGAUCGAUAAGCAACGAGAAGAGAUGGCCAGGAACAGCAGGGCAUCAGCAGCACGAAUUGGGCAGCUUCAGGAAGCCCUCAACGAGAGACAAUCCAUCAUCAAUGCCCUCAAAGCCAAGCUGCAGAUGACAGAGGCUGCGCUGGCUCUGUCAGAGCAGAAGGCCCAGGACCUGGGGGAACUGCUGACCACAGCGGAACAGGAACGACAGAGCCUGUCGCAGAGACAGGAGAAGGAGCGGAAGCUGGAGCAGCAGGAAGCUGCAGAUCGGGAAUCUAAGCUCCUCAGAGACCUGUCUGCCGCCAAUGAGAAGAACCUGCUGCUUAGAAGCCAGGUGGAUGAGCUGGAGCGGAAGGUGAAGUCUCAGCAGGAACAACUGUUCCUGACCAGGCAGGAGCUGACUAACACAUCAGCUGAGCUGAAGAUCCGUGCUAUUCAGGCUGAAGAGCGCUUGGAUGCGGAGAAGCGGAGAGCCAAACAGAAUAUUGAAGACUUGGAGAAGCUGCACUCGAAGGAGGUGAAUCACAUGACCCGUCAUCUGGAGGAGAGCGAGAGGGCCAUGCAGGAGAGGAUACAGAGACUAGAGGCGAUGCGGCUGUCCCUCGAAGAGGAGCUGAGCCGCUCGAAGGCAGCGGUGCUCACUGAGCGUGGCCAAGCCGAGGAGGAGCUCAUCAAAGCCAGGAACCAAGCCCGCUUGGAGGAGCAACACCGCCUCGCUCAUCUGGAGGAGAAGAUUCGGCUCCUGGCACAGGCAAGGGACGAGGCUCAGGGUACCUGCCUGCAGCAGAAGCAGAUGGUAGCUGAGUCCCAGGCACGGGCCAGCCAGCUGAACCUGCAAAUGGAGGGGCAGCAGCGGCGCCUGGAAGAGCUGCAACAGGAGCUGAGCAACAAGGAGCAAGAGAAAGCGGCUGAGGUGACCAGGGUCAGAGUGGAGCUGCAGGAGCAGAUGGGCCGUCUGCAGGCUGACCUGGUGGCCCAGGAGGCGCUAAGGGAGAAAGUGGCCGCCCUGGAACGGCAGCUGAAAGCGGUCGGGAGUGAACACCGGGAGGCGCUGCUGGACAGAGAGAGUGAGAAUGCCUCUCUCCGAGAAAAGCUACGGCUCAAAGAGGCAGAGAUCGCACGCAUCCGGGAUGAAGAGGCCCAGAGGGCAAGCUUCCUGCAAAACGCUGUCCUGGCUUACGUGCAAGGGUCUCCCCUGAGAGCCCUGAGUCCCCCGAAGUGAAGGGAGGCCGGGAGGCCCGGAGCGAGUGCAAAAAUGCUGCAUCCCAUUCUCAAAGGCAGGCCUGGGGUUCAGAAGCCUUAGCUGCAGUGUCAGGGUGGGAUUCUGCCAUCACUGGUGCUCACGGGCACACUUGCCCAUCCAAGGGAGUUCACCCGCAGCUCACCGCUAGCAUAGGCGAGAGGAAGUGUGCAGAAACGCUCUCAGAUGACCCAGUCCCAGAAUCACAAACGGGGACAGGACUGUGGUAGGAGGGAACAGAAGCCCCCACGGCAGGGUGGAAAUACAGGACUUUUGUACUUGGUAACACA
Messenger RNA from Microtus ochrogaster (prairie vole), 2583 nucleotides. It is a transcript of the gene Lrrc45, whose product is annotated as leucine rich repeat containing 45. Gene Ontology annotation, molecular function: protein binding. Lineage: Eukaryota; Metazoa; Chordata; Mammalia; Rodentia; Cricetidae. The record is from RefSeq and is a predicted model, not a curated record. Gene Ontology annotation, cellular component: plasma membrane; centrosome.